Molecule: messenger RNA, 1706 nt
Organism: Telopea speciosissima
Lineage: Eukaryota; Viridiplantae; Streptophyta; Magnoliopsida; Proteales; Proteaceae
Product: 3-oxoacyl-[acyl-carrier-protein] synthase I, chloroplastic-like
Exons: 7
Coding region: 63-1493 (476 amino acids)
Biological process (GO): fatty acid biosynthetic process
Molecular function (GO): 3-oxoacyl-[acyl-carrier-protein] synthase activity
Source: RefSeq, a predicted model, not a curated record
CUUCAAAUCAGCGGCGCAACCACCACUAGCAUCACCGGUCUCCGGAGGCCGAACCGGGAAAAAUGCAGUCCCUUACGUCUUCCCCAGCCGGUCCAACGCUUCGGAUCUCCCCCUUGGAAUCUCUCCGUAAACAAUCCCCUCUGCUCUCCAAUGCCAGAAACUUCACGAAGAAACAGCCACGGGUCAAGUCUAUCUCUGCAUCGGCUUCAAAGACGUCCUUCACUCCCAAGAGAGAGAAGGACCCAAAGAAGCGAGUUGUCAUCACUGGCAUGGGCGUCGUCUCUGUCUUCGGCAACGACGUUGAUGUCUUCUAUGAUCGGCUGCUCUCAGGUGAGAGUGGUAUCGGUCCCAUCGAACGAUUCGAUGCCUCCAAGUUCCCCACUCGAUUUGGUGGCCAGAUUCGUGGGUUCAGCUCUGAAGGUUACAUUGAUGGCAAGAACGACCGUAGACUUGAUGAUUCUCUUAGAUACUGUCUCGUUGCUGGCAAGAAGGCCCUUGAGAGGGCUGACCUCAGCGGUGAUAACCUCUCUAAGAAGAUUGACAAGGAUCGAGCUGGUGUGCUUGUAGGAUCAGGCAUGGGUGGUCUAUCAAUGUUUUCUGAUAGUGUUCAAGCUCUCAUUGAGAAAGGUUACAGAAAAAUAUCUCCAUUUUUCGUUCCAUAUACUAUAACAAACAUGGGCUCUGCAUUGCUUGCAAUUGACGUUGGUUUAAUGGGUCCAAACUAUUCAAUUUCAACUGCCUGUGCUACCUCCAAUUAUUGCUUCCAUGCCGCUGCCAACCACAUUCGACGGGGUGAGGCUGAUCUGAUGAUUGUUGGUGGAACUGAAGCUCCAAUGGUGCCCAUUGGCUUGGGGGGUUUUGUUGCAUGUAGAGCUUUGUCACAGAGAAAUGAUGAUCCAAAAACAGCUUCAAGGCCAUGGGACAAAGACCGAGAUGGCUUUGUGAUGGGUGAAGGUGCUGGAGUGUUGGUAAUGGAGAGUUUGGAACAUGCAUUGAAACGUGAUGCACCAAUUAUUGCUGAAUACCUGGGAGGUGCAGUUAAUUGUGAUGCUUACCAUAUGACCGACCCCAGAUCUGAUGGACUUGGUGUUUCAUCAUGCAUUAAGGAAUGCCUCAAUGAUGCUGGUGUGUCAAUAGAGGAGGUUAAUUACAUAAAUGCACAUGCAACUUCGACGCCUGUCGGUGACCUGGCUGAGGUGAAUGCGAUAAAAAAGGUUUUCAAGAACACUUCAGAUAUCAAAAUGAAUGGAACCAAGUCUAUGAUAGGGCAUUGCCUUGGGGCUGCUGGGGGUCUGGAAGCCAUAGCUACACUGAAAGCCAUAACUACAGGGUGGCUGCAUCCCACAAUAAACCAGUUUAAUCCAGAACCUUCUGUUGAGUUCGAUACAGUUGCGAAUGUAAAGAAACAACAUGAAGUGAAUGUUGCCAUUUCAAAUUCUUUCGGCUUUGGAGGACACAAUUCUGUUGUGGCAUUUUCAGCAUUCAAGCCUUGAUCGGUCAACAUUUAGAAAUUUUGAUAGGAUGAUCAUGCUCGCUUCUGGUUCCUUUGUUGGGUUAUACGAUCUUAUUUUUCUUCUCUAUUUUUUCCUAGAAUCCUACACGUGAUUUGAGUAUAAUUUGUAAUGGAACUCCUAUUUGACAAAUUACCAUUUUUGUAUUAGAACUUUUGAGGAAUUUAAGAGGUUAGUAACAGAAGAUUUUUGUUU